Messenger RNA from Drosophila sechellia, 388 nucleotides. RefSeq lists its product as uncharacterized. Lineage: Eukaryota; Metazoa; Arthropoda; Insecta; Diptera; Drosophilidae. The record is from RefSeq and is a predicted model, not a curated record. The transcript has a single exon. Bases 35 to 388 code for a protein of 117 amino acids.
CAAAGAGCGGCAGUCUUCAGUGAACCUUUGCACCAUGAACUACUCCGCGUUGAACUGCAUUCUAAUUGCUAUACCCAUCCUGCUACUUUUAAUGGAUAUCUGUGAAGCCAAGCCUUGGUGGCCCACUAAUGAAGCUGGCUACGAUGCCAGCCUGGACCCCAUUGCCUGGUCGAGAUCAUUUGUGCCGGAUCAAGUGAGGAAAACCCGCUACAAUGUCAUUCAAGAACCGAGAAGCAAACAUCGCCAUCGCCAGUCCUCCAGGCUCUGGUACCAGAAACCAAUAGCUACGUAUCCCAAGCACAUUGUCAAUGCAAAAUACUACAAGAGAUAUCUGAGAAGAAGACAAAAACUGGCAGCACGUGAACGUUUCGCAAACUGGAGGCAAUAA